GAUGUGCUUUAUCCAGGGCCUGCUCUGCCUCACAUCCAUCCCCAGACUUUACAACUCUGUGAGCCGUUUGCAUUUCCUGAAACCGGAUCUCGGUGUCAGAGCCGCCCCCGGGCCGGGCGGGCACCUCAGCAAUGGCCCUGCGCAAGGAGCUGCUUAAGUCCAUCUGGUACGCUUUCACCGCACUGGACGUGGAGAAGAGCGGCAAGGUCUCCAAGUCCCAGCUCAAGGUGCUGUCCCACAACCUGUACACGGUCCUGCACAUCCCCCACGACCCUGUGGCUCUGGAGGAGCACUUCCGGGACGAUGACGAUGGCCCCGUGUCCAGCCAAGGAUACAUGCCUUACCUCAACAAGUACAUCCUGGACAAGGUGGAGGAGGGGGCUUUCGUUAAGGAGCACUUUGAUGAGCUGUGUUGGACCCUGACGGCCAAGAAGAACUAUCGGGUGGACAGCAACGGGAACAGCAUGCUCUCCAAUGAGGAUGCCUUCCGCCUCUGGUGCCUCUUCAACUUCCUGUCUGAGGACAAGUACCCUCUGAUCAUGGUUCCUGAUGAGGUGGAAUACCUGCUGAAGAAGGUGCUCAGCAGCAUGAGCUUGGAGGUGGGCUUGGGUGAGCUGGAAGAGCUGCUGGCCCAGGAAGCCCAGGCAGCCCAGACCAGCGGAGGGCUCAGCGUCUGGCAGUUCCUGGAGCUCUUCAACUCGGGGCGCUGCCUUCGAGGUGUGGGGCGGGACACUCUGAGCAUGGCCAUCCAUGAAGUCUAUCAGGAACUCAUCCAAGAUGUCCUGAAGCAGGGCUACCUGUGGAAGCGAGGGCACCUGAGGAGGAACUGGACAGAACGCUGGUUCCAGCUGCAGCCCAGCUGCCUCUGCUAUUUUGGGAGUGAAGAGUGCAAGGAGAAAAGGGGUACCAUCCCACUGGACGCACAGUGCUGCGUGGAGGUGCUGCCCGACCGAGAGGGGAAGCGCUGCAUGUUCUGUGUGAAGACAGCCUCCCGAACGUACGAGAUGAGCGCCUCAGACACACGCCAGCGCCAGGAAUGGACAGCUGCCAUCCAGACCGCGAUCCGGCUGCAGGCGGAGGGGAAGACGUCGUUGCACAAGGACCUGAAGCAGAAGCGGCGCGAGCAGCGGGAGCAGCGGGAGCGGCGCCGGGCAGCCAAGGAGGAGGAGCUGCUGCGGCUGCAGCAGCUGCAGGAGGAGAAGGAACGGAAGCUGCAGGAGCUGGAGUUGCUACAGGAGGCGCAGCGGCAAGCCGAGCGCCUGUUGCAGGAGGAGGAGGAGCGACGCCGCAGCCAGCAUCGCGAGCUGCAGCAGACCCUCGAGGGCCAAUUGCGCGAGGCGGAGCAGGCCCGGGCCUCCAUGCAAGCUGAGAUGGAACUGAAGAAGGAGGAGGCUGCCCGGCAGCGGCAGCGCAUCCAAGAGCUGGAGGAGAUGCAGCAGAGGCUUCAGGAGGCCCUGCAACUGGAGGUGAAAGCGCGGCGGGAUGAGGAGGCUGUGCGCCUAGCCCAGACCAGGCUGCUGGAGGAGGAGGAGGAGAAGCUGAAGCAGCUGCUGCAGCUGAAAGAGGAGCAGGAGCGCUACAUCGAGCGGGCGCAGCAGGAGAAGCAAGAGCUGCAGCAGGAGAUGGCGCUGCAGAGCCGCUCCCUGCAGCGAGCUCAGCAGCAGCUGGAGGAGGUGCGGCAGAACCGGCAGAGGGCCGACGAGGACGUGGAGGCUGCCCAGAAGAAGCUGCGCCAGGCCAGCACCAAUGUGAAACACUGGAAUGUUCAGAUGAACCGACUCAUGCAUCCAAUUGAGCCCGGAGACAAGCGUCCCACCACCAGCAGCUCCUUCACAGGCUUCCAGCCCCUUCCACUUGCCCGCCGUGACUCCUCCUUAAAGCGCCUGACCCGCUGGGGAUCCCAGGGCAACAGGACCCCCUCACCCAGCAGCAGUGAGCAGCUGAAGUCCCUCAACGGUGGGGAUGAGGCUCCCAUCUCGGCUUCUACCCCCCAGGAAGAUAAACUGGACCCAUCGCCAGAAAAUUAGCCUCUGCUAUCCCCUUCCCCACCCCCCAACCUCAUACCCACCAGAACCUGGCCACAGCUGGCCUGUGGGUGAUGCCAACCCCUGCAGAAGAGGGAGCUGAGGACCUGGUGCCAGGAGCCCAGGCCCUCUAACCAUGAAACAGUCUAGAACGGAGCCUUGUUUAUUUUGGGCACCAGCCCCAGACCCCUGACCACUGAGGCUGUCUGGGAUGUUGAUCCUUGAGAACUUGAUCCUGUGCCUUAACCCCAAGGACCCUAUGCCCUGGGCUGGAAAAGAGACCAAACAAGCAAGCAAGCCAGCGGCAUGUGCCCUCAGACUGCCGCCAAGCUGUAGAGGCACAUUUCUAAAUAAAAACUGCCCUUGGAGUGAA
This is a messenger RNA of Prionailurus viverrinus (fishing cat), 2397 nucleotides long. RefSeq names its product DEF6 guanine nucleotide exchange factor (gene DEF6). Lineage: Eukaryota; Metazoa; Chordata; Mammalia; Carnivora; Felidae. Bases 132 to 2027 code for a protein of 631 amino acids. Gene Ontology annotation, cellular component: cytoplasm; nucleus. The transcript is spliced from 12 exons. The record is from RefSeq and is a predicted model, not a curated record.